AUGUCCAGCUUCCUGCUCUACCUCGGUGCCAUCGGCAUUGGGUAUCUCGCCCUCACCAUUUUCCUCUUCAUGAUGUCCUCCAGGUUCCCCGUGCUGGGCUUCUUCGGCCUCCUCCUCGCAUCCUACCCGUCUGUCAUACUAUCUGCGUCGUACGGCGUGAUCGUGUCGAUAUUGCUGCGGCUGGUAGGCCGGGGUCGGAGUUCACAAUGGGCGACUGCACGAUUCUUCAAGUAUGUGAUGCGGUUCACGACAGGCAUAACUUUCUCCAUCGAUGAUCCGAACGACUACCUGAAUAAGACCCGACCCGCGGUCUUUAUUGGCCCUCACCAGUCGGAGUUGGAUGUGUUGAUGCUGGGAUGCAUUUUCCCCAAAAGAUGCUCGGUCACUGCGAAGAAGUCACUGAAGAACGUGCCGUUCCUGGGGUGGUUCAUGGCUUUAUCCAACACAGUUUUCAUCGACAGGGCGAACUCGACGAAUGCGCGGCAUGCGAUGGCAAGCGCUUCGGAGGAAAUGACGAAGCAGAAGCAGAGCGUGUUUAUGUUCCCAGAGGGUACAAGAAGUUAUGCAAAGGACCCUACGCUACUACCGUUUAAGAAGGGAGCAUUCCACUUGGCCGUCCAGGCAGGCGUUCCAAUUGUGCCGGUGGUGGUUGCGAAUUAUUCAGAUGUGCUAUACGUGCCCGGGUGGAAAUUCAAGGCGGGGAACAUUGCGAUCAAAGUCUUGAAACCAAUCGAAACAAGAGGGCUACAGCCUGGAGAUGUCGAGGACUUGACUCGGGACACCCGGGAGAUGAUGCUUCGAGAAAUCGUUGCACUGACAUCAAAAGCGCAAGGCCGCCCGAUUGCGAUGCCUUCGCGAAACUCUGGAGACGGGGUUAUAAAAGCAAGUGGAGUAGAGGCAACCAUAUCCUAG
Messenger RNA from Drepanopeziza brunnea f. sp. 'multigermtubi' MB_m1, 912 nucleotides. RefSeq lists its product as uncharacterized. Gene Ontology annotation, cellular component: membrane; endoplasmic reticulum. Gene Ontology annotation, molecular function: 1-acylglycerol-3-phosphate O-acyltransferase activity. The record is from RefSeq and is a predicted model, not a curated record. NCBI's taxonomy places the organism in Eukaryota, Fungi, Ascomycota, Leotiomycetes, Helotiales, Drepanopezizaceae. Gene Ontology annotation, biological process: phosphatidic acid biosynthetic process.